GAAUCUAUCUACCGACCUCGGGGAAACGGGCUUUGAGCUGUGGUCAAUGUAAUCCCGUUAAGUUAUUGAUAGGCCUAAUUUUGGUGUUUCGAAUCCCUGAUUCAAUUGAGCCCAAAAGAAAAAGACCCAAACAAAGAAUGAAAGAAACAACGCCGUUUUAGUUUACAAUUCAAAAAUUUUCGGUGCCCUUCGCGUAGCGGCGAUACAAAGCGGUUCAAUCUCUCCUACUCCGCUCUCUCUCUCCCCCUCUCUCUCAUAAGCGAGGUUUUCUUACAGCUAUUAGGUUUCAGCUCCGGAACACAUCUCCUCCCCCGCACUGAAGGCAUUGAGGAAAGCACAGUUUCUAUUGGGGACCCAAAAAGGAAGUUAAUUUUAAGAGUAUAAAACUAUAUAAGAGGAUUCAAAAGCAAAAGAAAAUGGGGAAGAAGGCCAGGAAAGGAAAUGGUGGUGUUGAUGGGGAUGGUUAUAACAAAAAUGUAUUGAGGCAGGCGAGUGAUGGGAUUGGAAAAUUUAAGAAAUCUUACAAGCAUCGCAAGAAUUCGGAUUCACAAACACCGGUCAUCAGGAAACAAGUUGAGCCCGAAACAGCAAAAUACUUUUCAGAGAUUGCAAGUCUUUUUGAAAGUCAAGGGGUGGAUGUGGAGGAACGAGCGGUUAUAUGUGGUAAUGCUCUUGAAGAAGCUAGGGGGAAGGAAUUCGAACUAGCGACGGAUUAUAUCAUAAGCCAUACUCUUCAGACUCUACUUGAUGGCUGUGAUGUGGACAAUCUUUGCAGUUUCCUUCGAGGCUGUUCAAAUGUCUUUCCUGCUAUUUCAAUGGACAGAUCUGGUUCUCAUGUAGCUGAGACAGCUCUUAAGUCAUUGGCCAGGCAUGUUCAGGAUACAGAGGCCUACAACGUAAUUGAAGAGACUCUGAGAAUGAUGUGUGAGAUGAUUGUAGUCAAUCCUGAUGAUUUAAUGUGUAAUUGCUAUGGAUCUCACGUUCUUCGAAGCCUUCUUUGUCUUUGUAAAGGAGUACCACUGGACUCCUCAGAGUUUCAUGGAGCAAAGGCAUCAAAAACUCUAGCAAAGCGGUUAAAUUUCAAAGUAUCUCCAUUGGACGGGAAUGAUUCCCAGCACCUUCAGCAAGGAUUUCCAAAUUUAUUAAAAUUCCUUGUAUCAGGGAUGAUAAACUCUACAAGAGCAGACAUUAAGACCCUACAAGUUGAUCAGUAUAGCAGUUUGGUUCUGCAGACAGCUUUGAAGUUAUUAGCGGGGGAUGAUCAAGAAUUACUGCAAAUAAUUCCAGUUCUGCUUGGCUGCAACAAACAAAAUUUGGUGGAAGGAGAGUUCAUUGACAUGACCAUUGCUGGUGAAGCUUUAGAAUCAAUGAAAGAAACUGCAUUUAGCCACUUAAUGGAAGUAAUUCUGGAGGUCGCACCUGAAAGCCUGUAUAAUGAAAUGUUCACAAAGCUUUUCAAGAAUUCAUUGUUUAAGCUUUCAUCCCAUUAUUGUGGAAACUUUGUCAUUCAAGCAUUAAUUUCUCAUGCAAGAACAAAAGAUCAAAUGGAGUUGAUCUGGGAAGAGCUUGGAUUGAACUUUGGGGAUCUUCUUGGAAUGGGGAGGUCAGGAGUUAUUGCUUCUCUCAUUGCUGCAUGUCAAAGGCUUCAAACUCAUGAAUAUAAGUGUUGUCAGGCACUUGCUGCCGCUUUUGGUUCAAAAAAUGAGACUUCAAAGUUUAUUGUCCCUCGAAUACUGUUUCUUGACAGUUACUUCAGCUGUGAAGACAAGUCUAGUUGGAGCUGGGCAGGUGGAGUUAAGAUGCAAGUCAUGGGUUCUUUAAUUCUGCAGGCUAUUUUUAAAUUCCGAAGUGAGUGGAUACAGCCUUAUCUUUUGAGUAUUGCAUCCAUGGCAGCUGAGCAUGUCCUCGAGACAGCUAAAGAUGCUGGAGGAGCGUGUGUCAUUGACGCAUUUCUUGCUUCAGAUGCUUCCGCUAAACAGAAGCGCAGAUUAGUUGUGAAGCUACGUGGACAUUUUGGGGAGCUUGCAAUGCACCCAUCCGGUUCAUUUACUGUUGAAAGGUGCUUCGAUGCUGGUAGCCUGUCAAUAAGGGAAGCCAUAGCAUGUGAAUUGUUAGCUGUACGAACUGAACUCUCCAAGACAAAACAAGGCCCUCAUCUCCUUAGGAAAUUAGAUAUCGAUAGAUAUGCUACCAAACCUGAUCAGUGGAGAUCAAAACAAGCAUCAAAACAAUCAGCUUACAAUGAAUUCUAUGUUGCAUUUGGCACUAGUGAGUCACCAACAAAGAAUAAAUUCCUUUGUGAUGCUUCUAUGGACAUAUCAGAGCCCAAGGAAUUGAACACAAGGAAAGAGAUAGACAGUUCUCUCAAUUCCAUUUCCAUGGUUGAUGAUACCUUGGCGGAGAAAAAAAAGAAAAGGAAGAAGAGAAAAAGAGAUGUGGGGUCUGAAGAUGGACUUGGUUCUAAGAAGGUGAUGGAAAAUGCAGUGAAAAAUUUUCUCUCUUCUGGCAGCAUAGAUAAGAAACGACGCGGAGCUUCGAAGCAUAAACUGAAAUUUUGAAAUUGCGGAUAAUCUGCAUUUUGCUGAAAUUUUAUGAUAGGAUUUGAAGUGCUUGGAGGCAUUCUCCGGAAGCUCGAAUCGACCUGGUUCUGAGGAAUUUUCUUGUCGGCUUGCAAAUCUCCAAGAGCUUGGGAGGAUGAACCCUUGCUUGACAAUGAUGAAGAAUGAGGCUGUCGAAUGGGACGAGCUUCAGCUUGACCUCUAUUAACCCAAGUAGAUAGAAGCAGAAGAGUAAGAACUGUUAGUGCUAGAGUGAGUGCCUUCAUGAUUGUGCUAAUUGUUAAGAAUUUAUGUUGCUUAAUGAGUGAAAAUGAUUGAGACUGGAUUGUUUGAUCUUGGGUUCCGUCCCAAACUUGCUACUUGUAAAAACACUGAUUUGGGAUCUGCUCCCAAAGUGAGAUCAUGUGCUCUACUUCGACUGUUA
Durio zibethinus is the source of this 2982-nucleotide messenger RNA. RefSeq names its product pumilio homolog 23-like. Gene Ontology annotation, cellular component: 90S preribosome; nucleolus; preribosome, small subunit precursor. NCBI's taxonomy places the organism in Eukaryota, Viridiplantae, Streptophyta, Magnoliopsida, Malvales, Malvaceae. Gene Ontology annotation, molecular function: RNA binding. Gene Ontology annotation, biological process: endonucleolytic cleavage in 5'-ETS of tricistronic rRNA transcript (SSU-rRNA, 5.8S rRNA, LSU-rRNA); ribosomal small subunit export from nucleus; endonucleolytic cleavage in ITS1 to separate SSU-rRNA from 5.8S rRNA and LSU-rRNA from tricistronic rRNA transcript (SSU-rRNA, 5.8S rRNA, LSU-rRNA). The record is from RefSeq and is a predicted model, not a curated record.